GAUACAUCGAAAAUCCUUAAUUUCAAGUCUCGUUUCCAUGUUUUUUCUUACAUCCCCACGUUCUACUGCUACGUCGAACGAUAGUUUUUACAUCCUUUAUCAACAAAUCAGAUCACGAUGCGAAUAACAUCAACAACCUUGACCUUCUGCCUUCUUUUCUCAAGAAAAAAUGGAGAAAAAAUCUUGGGUCUGUACCGUAAGCGUACAACUCAUCCUCUGCUUUGCUCUCUACUGUGCUAUCAACAUGGAUCAGCUUCAAACACCCACUUAUCGCAAUGGAGCUCAGGGUCAACCUGAUGAUAUUUACUUCAUUACCGUUCGAGGUGGAUUUAGACCUCUCAAACAACAAACCCGUCUUCUUAAACAGAUAGAGAAGGUGAUGAAUACAUUUAAGGUGGGAUUUGUGAUUAACAUCAAUGAGCUUGGUGAAGAUGAUCCACUCUUACAGAAUGCAACACAAUAUUUCCAUUCAUCGAAGGUUCCCUGGUACACAACCAUGGCCCUGAGGGAGGAGGAGCCAGAGUACUUUUUCAAGCAGGUCAACGUUUCGAGUGGUAUAAUGCUAGAUAUAAUAGCUCUAAAUACUGGAAAAAUACAGGAUUCAUCAAGUGGCAUAGGAAAAGGUGAGUUAGAGGGGUUAUCAAGAAAACUUGAGUUGAGCAACAGCAACUGGCAUAUUGCUUUGGGAUUUCAUCCUCUCUCCUGUAAUCAAACACAAGCAGAAGGAAAUGGAAAUGGUGUUCUGCUUGAGAUGUUACUGAAUCAUGGAGUGGAUGCUUACCUAAGUGGACGGUCUUGUGCUAAUGAAGCUCGUGUAGGAGGACCUCAUUUGACGACCAUAACUCAGGAAUCACAUCCUCCCAAGGAAAUGGUAGUAAACAUGUUCCUUCUUCACAGAGUCAGCCCCCUUGAAAUUGCGACUUAUGGUGUUAGUUUCAAAGGGGAUAUGAUUCAUGAAUCUACAUUAAGACAAAGAGGCAGUGAGAUGAUGUAAUUGGUAAAGAGUAUAGUUAUCACUCCAUUGCAAUUCAUUGAAGAUAAGCCAUUCAUGGAUGUAUUCAUCUAAUUCAAUUAUUGACUUCUUGUAGUAGUUUCAAGAUUGUUGUUAUAUGUGAUCUUGUAAAAUUGGUAGGGAUGUUGAUGCUAUGAAGUUUGCCAAGAAGAGACUAUUGGUUUUUUUUAA
Cynara cardunculus var. scolymus (artichoke) is the source of this 1183-nucleotide messenger RNA. RefSeq lists its product as uncharacterized. The coding region runs from base 170 to 994 and encodes 274 amino acids. NCBI's taxonomy places the organism in Eukaryota, Viridiplantae, Streptophyta, Magnoliopsida, Asterales, Asteraceae. The transcript is spliced from 9 exons. The record is from RefSeq and is a predicted model, not a curated record.